AAUCUUUCUACACUGAUUAGAAAAUUGUUAUAAAUAAGAAAUAUGGAUGAUUGUAAGAGGAGUAAAAGCAAAAUCAUGUCAAGGCAAAAACGUCUGCGUUUAAGAAGAAACCCUAAUUUGGUGGUUGGUUGGCGGCCGGAGUUAGAAUCAGAGAUGGCAACGGCGGAGGAAAUCAACAAUGAUUCAGUUCCCAGUCUUCCUAUGGAUCUGGUCGGUGAAAUCUUCUGCAGGCUACCUGUGAAACUCCUCCUACAGCUCCGAUGCAUGUGCAAGUCAUGGAAUUGUCUAAUAUCGGAUCGCAAUUUCACGAGAAAGCACCUUAGCCUCUCAACCAGUCACCGGCUCCAUUACGCGGUAUACAAAUCUGAACCACACGAGUUAAUUCACAAUUCUUACCCACUCGAUUCGGUUUCGGUUUUAUCAACUAAUCUCACACAACAACAUCUCCUUCUGUACAACAGUAUCACUGCUUCUUGUGACGGCAUCCUUUGUCUUCAAAUUAAAUCUAAAGGUUUAGUUGCAUUGUGGAAUCCUUCUAUUCGGAAAUUCAAGGAACUUCCCCCUUUCGAAACCCCUCAAAUUCUUAACAAGGUUUAUCCCACUUUUGGCUUCGGCUAUGAUCACGUUUCUCAUCAUUACAAAGUGAUUGUUCUGUACUAUACCGCAUUUAGCAAAUUGAACUCGGUUGACACAACUAAAGUAAAAGUUCAUACUUUGGGUGCCAAUUGUUGGAAAACCAUCGAGACCUUUCCUUUUGGUGCUGUACUUGAUGAGCAAGCUGGAACACAUGUAAGAGGUACCAUUCAUUGGAUUGCCUAUACUCAAUGGUGUCGGAAAGGUCCCCUCUUCAUUCUUUCUUUUGAUUUGGGAAAUGACUCUUGUCAAAAGCUUUUGCCUCCUCAUCAUGCAGACAUCAGUCCCGAUUACUUGACAUUGUCUGUCUUGAGAGACUCCUUGUGCUUAAUUUCUGAUCAUCAUAUUUGGGUCAUGAAGGAAUAUGGAAUUCAUGAUUCUUGGACUAAAUUGUGCUCCGUUACAUACAUUCAAGAUCCUAGUAUGCGUUUGUCCAAGGCAUUGUAUGUUUUUGAUGAUGACCGACUGUUGCUAGAAACUCAUGAGGAAACUAGUCCCGAUGAGGAGUGGAAAAGGAAUCUGGUUGUUUAUGAUCCAAAGAACGAUACUUUUAAGGUUACCAUGUUUAAAAACUUCCUAUAUGUCUGUCUUGAAAGUUUGAUUUCAUGUUCUUAAUCCUUGAAAGUUUGAUUUCA
Lathyrus oleraceus (garden pea) is the source of this 1268-nucleotide messenger RNA. Its product is annotated as F-box/kelch-repeat protein At3g23880. The coding region runs from base 43 to 1248 and encodes 401 amino acids. Gene Ontology annotation, molecular function: protein binding. The record is from RefSeq and is a predicted model, not a curated record. The transcript has a single exon. NCBI's taxonomy places the organism in Eukaryota, Viridiplantae, Streptophyta, Magnoliopsida, Fabales, Fabaceae.